AAAAUACCAAUAAUGAACAUUAAGCCUCGACUUUAUGGAGAUGCAAAUUUAAAAAAGAGACCAUCAUACUUUGAAUUUGAAAACAUAGAUAUUCAUUACGGGUAUUGUUGAAUAUUAUAGUUAGACAACUUGACAAUUAUGAAAUUGUAAGAAAAAUUGGUAGGGGAAAAUAUGCAGAAGUUUUUGAAGGAAUCAAUGUCAAUACACUUCAAAAGGUUGUUAUCAAAGCUUUAAAGCCAAGUAUAAAAUAUAGAUAUCUAAUAGUAAGACAGAAAAAGAUAAAGAGAGAAAUAAAAAUUUUAUAAAAUUUGAAUGGGUAAAACAAUGUGAUGAAAUUACUUGAUAUUGUAUAUGAUCCAGCUUCAAAGACUACAAGUUUGAUUUUGGAGUUCAUCAAUAACACAGAUUAUAGAGUAUUAUACCCUCAAUUGCAAGACUAAGAUGUUCGCUUUUACAUGUAUGAAAUUUUAAAAGUAUUUUUAAUAUAUAUAUGUAUAGUCUCUAGAUCAUUGUCAUAGUAUGGGCAUAAUACACAGGGAUAUCAAACCUCAUAAUAUAAUGAUUGAUCAUGAAAAGAAGUUAUUGAAAUUGAUUGAUUUUGGAUUGGCAGAGUUCUAUUUCCCCAAUAAAAAUUAUAAUUGUAGAGUGNAGAGAAUUUAUAAAUUAUUAAAUUAUAUUACUUAAUAAAUUCAUAUUUUAAGCAUUUUAAUGACAAUUUUUACAAUUUUAUUUAUUUAUUAUAUUCACUAGUAAUUUGAUGUUAUAAGCAAUUUAAUGACAUUUUUAAGGAAUUAAUAAAUUAUUAAUUUAUAUUAUUUUGUAAAUUCAUAUUUUAAUUAUUUUAAUGACAGUUUUUGA
Molecule: messenger RNA, 858 nt
Organism: Paramecium octaurelia
Lineage: Eukaryota; Ciliophora; Oligohymenophorea; Peniculida; Parameciidae
Source: the annotation of a GenBank genome assembly